GUCAUCUUCCCUCGACAAGUGCGGUGCGACUGGAUGUAAACAAAACCUGUUCCGCCUCAACAGAGUAACAGUGGAAUUAAAGUGUUUAUAUUUUGAUCGUUUUUCUGGAGGAGCAGCAGGUAGAGGAGGAGUCGUUCACCUCCUCGCUAUGUCUCCUCGGACGCUGCAGCAGCUCGUAGCCGCCGCUGCCUCUCUGUACCCGGACAGAGCAGCGGUCACAUACAGCGGCUCAGUGUCUGGAGCUCCGGAGACUCUGCUCUACAGAGAUGUGGCUCAACUCGCUGGUGAACUCUCUGGAAUUCUACAGAAGAAUUGUUCUCCCAACAACGGCCUGAUCGGGCUGUACGGCGGAGAAGAUGUCCUUAUACCGGUGUGGAUUCUGGGGAUCCUGCAGUCAUCUGCUGCUUACGUCCCACUGGACCCAGAAGCUCCUGGACUUCUGUCUGCCAGAGUCAUGAGCCAGUGUGGCCUCAAGUACUGUGCUGUAAAGACGGACCUGCUGCAGCAAUUCCAGACAGCUCUCGUCGAACAUGCAACUGUGGAGGUUUGUGUGGAGCUGCCCAAGUUCAAACUGACCCUGAUACGAAACGGGCAUCUGCCAGUCACUGAGCAUAAACGAGGCUCGAGAUCUCCAACAUCAGAUGAUGCAGUUGACGCUGGCUGCACGGAUUUGGCCUAUGUGCUGCACACAUCUGGAACAACAGGCCUUCCAAAGACCGUGAGGGUUCCACACAAGUGUAUACUCCCAAAUAUACUCCAUCUGAGGUCUUUGUUUCAGAUGCGUGCAGAUGAUGUGGUUUUCCUCGCCUCUCCUUUAACCUUCGACCCUUCUGUGGUGGACAUUUUUCUGGCUUUAUCAUCUGGGGCUCGACUCCUCAUUGUCCCUGCGCUGAUCAAGAAAAUGCCCAACCGAUUGGCUCAGCUGCUGUUCAAAGAUCACAAGGCGACCGUCCUACAGGUCACUCCCACUGUGCUGCUGCGCUUUGGCCAUCGUAUUCUGAAACAGGAUGUGUUGUCGUCUGACUCCUCACUGCGGGUUUUGGCUCUGGGUGGAGAAGCCUGUCCAUCGCCGGCUCUGCUGAGGAGCUGGAGACACGAGGACAAUAAGACCUGCAUCUACAACAUCUAUGGUGUUACUGAGGUUUCCUGCUGGGCCUGCUGUUACCAAAUACCAGAAUCUCUGCUGCAAUCCAGCAACAUCACGAUGCCCUCUGUGCCGCUUGGGUCUCCUCUGAUGGACACGGUAGUGGAAGUCAGAGAUGAACGUGGCUGCGUAGUUACAGAGGGUGAAGGACAAGUGUUCAUAGGUGGAGAGGACAGAGUGUGUCUCCUGGACGAUGAGGAUGCUGUUGUUGCCGGGACGAUGAGAGCGACUGGAGACUGGGCGACUGUUGAAGACGCUCAGCUGUACUAUCAGGGGAGGAAGGACAGAAUGCUCAAACGCAACGGAAAACGGCUGAACUUGGACGGCUUGCAGCAGCUCUUGCUGAGCCUCCCUCAGGUGGACGCCUGUGCUGUGGGUCUGUACGAAGGCGUUCGACUUCUCGCCUUCAUCGUGGCUUCAACAUCUGGAGACCAUACAGCAGCUUCUACCUCCUCGUCAGUGCAGCAGCAUGCAGAACAAACUCCCUCAGCUUUAACAGAGCAUCAGGAGAAGCCGCCCUCUUCUACUGAACACCACGUGGAGGAGAACGGUGCAGACAGAGAUCUGAAAAGGGUCAUUCUGAGCCAGCUGUCUCUGCUGCUGCCUCCUCACAGCGUUCCCGACACUCUGGUGCUCGUCCCGGCAUUAUGUCUGACUCCUCAUGGCAAAGUAGACAUGGAGGCACUUGUGAAAAUAUAUGAAAGAAAGAGGAAGCCUUUAAAGUCUUCAUGGGAAGAUGCGAGCAAACUAAAGCAAACUCUUCAGGCUUUGUGGCAGGAUACUUUAGGUCUCGCUGCAGAUGCGACCCUCGACGAAGAAUCUAACUUCCUGUUCAGUGGAGGAGAUUCUCUGAAGGCACUGCGUCUCUCUGAAGACAUCCACUCUGCUGUUGGAGUCACCUCACCGGAGCUUUUGGCGGUUAUACUUGAUGGGACAUUCGCCGAUGUUCUGCACCAUGUCGCCAAACUAACACAGAUGCUUUCGCCUGAGAGCAUCUCCUCACCACCGUCCGAGGCCAAGAAACGAUGCACUGAUCCUCCCUCUGUGGCUCCUGUGAAGAAGAAGCGCAAAGAUUUUACAGCAGCCGAGAGGUUUCAGGCGGAGAAACGAGCUGUUAAAGUUAUAAGACGAGCAGGCGAGAUUAUAGAGCUCAACUUCAGGAAUACAGAGAAUAAUAAGUCCAUACAAGCCGACAAACUUGGAGAAAUUAAUUCUGGCAAUAAACAUACAGACGUCGAUGUGGGUCUCAGUCUGAGCUGGUCCUCAGAUACAGGCAGAUGUGUGGAUGCCUCUCCAGUGCUCCUAGUAGAAGAUGAGGCAAAUCAGAGGUCAAAAACAACAGUGUUCAUCGGCUCGCACUCUCACAGGAUCCAGUCUUUAGACCUGACCACUGGGAGCCUUCUGUGGGAGCGAGUUCUGGGGGACAGAAUCGAGGCCUCAGUUGCCGUGUCUCACUGUGGAAGUCUCGUUAUCGUGGGUUGCUAUGACGCCUGUGUGCACUUCUUGUGUGCCAAAUCUGGAAAGACGAGGUGGACAUUUGAGACGGGAGACGCAGUGAAGAGCUGUCCUGCUGUGGAUCCACAGACCGGUCUGGUUAUAGUGGGAUCACACGACGGGAAUGUUUACGCCCUGAACCCACAGGCUCGACAGUGUGUCUGGAAGCGUCACUGUGGAGGCGGAGCUGUGUUUUCUUCUCCACACCUGAGCUCGUCCCUCAGAAGGCUUUAUGUGGCGACGCUGGGAGGACGUCUGCUCUGUUUAAACCCUGGCAGUGGAGACGUCUUGUGGUCGUACUGUACAGACGUUCCUCUCUUCUCGUCGCCCAGCAGCUGCUCAGGUCACGUUGUUAUCGGCUCAGUGGACGGAAACAUCUGCUGCAUCAGCAACUCGGGGAAACUGCUGUGGCGGUUUCUAACAAAGGCUCCGGUCUUCUCGUCUCCGUGCGUCACUCCAGACCAGCAGAAGCUUCUGUGCGGAUCACAUGAUGGCCGCCUGUACUGUCUGAACUGCGCGGACGGCUCUUUAGUUUGGACUUUUCAGACCACAGGGAAGGUUUACUCCUCUCCCUGUGUGUUUGGUGGCUCCGCUGUGGGCAGGACGGGGGCUCUGGUGGGUUUGGCCUCCACAGACGGCUCAGUGUGGAUCCUGGACGGACAAAAUGGACAAAUGCUGGCCUCAUUCGCUUUGCCCGGAGAGCUGUUUUCAUCCCCAGUGGUGUGGAAGCAGUCUCUUGUAAUUGGGUGUCGUAACGAUUAUGUGUACUGUUUGAAACUGACCAUCGAAGAGAAGACAUAGAUGGAUUUAAUGUGUCUCCCUCUGCACUGGUUUUUAUAAUAAACACUUGUUUAUUCCGAUGCUAAUUCCGAAUAAACUAAUUCCUGUGUACGUUCUA
Molecule: messenger RNA, 3536 nt
Organism: Acanthochromis polyacanthus (spiny chromis)
Lineage: Eukaryota; Metazoa; Chordata; Actinopteri; Pomacentridae
Gene: aasdh
Product: aminoadipate-semialdehyde dehydrogenase
Exons: 14
Coding region: 149-3439 (1096 amino acids)
Biological process (GO): amino acid activation for nonribosomal peptide biosynthetic process
Molecular function (GO): protein binding
Source: RefSeq, a predicted model, not a curated record